AUGGCGUCUCGAAGUAGUAAAGUCACAAAAUCAGCGGCCAGCGGAAGAAUUACUAACUUCUUCAAACCGGUUUCACCCCAGACACCGAGUGCCGGUUCCCGUAAUUGGUCUACAGGGCAGGUUGCUUCCCAGGAAGAAGAUCUCACCCGCUGCCAGGACUCAAGUUUUGAGAAGGACCCAACGGUGUGUCUAUCCGGCCCUUCGUUGACAAUUUCACUAUUGUUUGCUGAUGAUCAAGAAAAGAUCAGUCCACCCACCAAACAGCUUUUGCGGGAGAGCUCUGUCUCAGAUCCAUCGGUUCAACCGUCGUCAAUGCCUAGAAACGAACCAGCUAAAAGACAGCGAGUCGUACCAAGUUCCGAUGGUGAGGAGAGUGAGGACUCUGAUGGUCUCGAAGACCUUGGCUCAAUGCUCCGUGCCCGAAAACCACCCGUGCAAACCCCACGCGAAAAGAAAGAGCCGGGUGGCACUCUUUGGUUGAGGAACGUUGCUAUUCCAAAAGGACCUCCUGAAACACCGAAGCCUCGAACCUAUAAGUUUUCUCUUGAUAGGAUUAUUGAAGAGCGAGCUAGGAAAUCGUCGCUUGGCGAUGAUAUAAUGAAGGCACGUAAAAUGUUCGAGGAUGCUCAAAAGGAGAUCUCAGGUGGAGAAGGGAGGGUCAGGCCCUCCGAAGAAGAAAUUGGAAGUAAGCUUGGGGAAGGACAAGCGAGCAAACUCCUAGGUGCUCUUGAUAGGAAGGACGCUUGGAGGAUUGAGAAAUCGUGGCACUUCUUUGACGUAGAAAAGGCACGCAGGCCUAGAGACAGGAUUCCUUUCCCCCUAGAACACCUGAAAAGGGGCUGGGAAACAACGAAUCUGGCAGGUUGGAUAUGCCGAAUCCGCGUGGUAGGAUUCAAUACCUCACAGGCUAAUCUGAUUGUGACGAUAGAUACUCGGGUGCGCCGAGAGACUUUUGUGUCAGGCUUUGUGCAUGACAUGAUGGAGAUCGGCGUCAAGUUUUCUGAGAAAGUUCUCGAAUGGAUGUUCAUAGAGAGUAUGUUUGUCUCAAUCUUGUACCACUCUUACUUACCAGUUGUGCAGUGGCUUUGGAGGAUAAUCAGGAUCUAUCAUUUGCAUACUACCGAACCCUUUGUUGCAUAUCGACUGAGGAACUCCUCCAUGCUUUAUCUAGCCACGGGCUGGUGCAUAUAUUUCAGCUUCUGGGCGGGAGGGAGGAUGCCCUUAGCGUUGAUGGGCCUGUUCGCCUGGGGCGGUCAUCCAGAAAAGGUAACGAAUCUGGUGAUGAUAUCGGAAUUUGGUAGAUCAAACUAACUUGGAUAUCGUAGAUGAUUCUCCUCUUGAUUACUGGAAUAUCCAGUUGGUAGUUAAAUAUAUUGGCAAGAUGGCUCAUGGGUUAGAAUUCGAUUUUCCUUUCAAAGGCUAAUUCUCAGAGUUUACUAAUAUAGUCUAGGAUAUCUUCGAAUGAGAAAGUGUUUAAAGAAUCAUGCAAGCUUCUAGGCCGUCUUUCUCUUGAUGUGCGUGUCGCCAAGUGCCCAUCCCUACGUGCUGCUAUUGAAGACUCGCUGGAGAACCUGUUUCAUGCAAUCCCUGAGACUGAAUGGGAAGAAACUGCAAGUCCCCAAUUCCCCCACACUCACACUUGUGAUCCUAACAUUCUUCAAAGACUCUGUCUAUUGGCCAUAACUUCAUCUCCACAGUUAGCGACCCAGAUAUCCGCUACAGUCUCUUGACCAUUCUCCCAUGCGUCACCCCACGCACGCACCUCUUCCGCCGGCGGCUAGCACUCGCAUACCUCUUCCAGGACCCCACUUACCUUAGCAAAGAUUACCCUGGCCUCGUCCGGCUCCAGCGCUUCGCCCGACUCCUAAAGUCCAGCCCGACCUUCGAAAUCAAUAACGACACGGAUUACGACGAGCUCCGCGCGACCAUAUGCAUUCUGGAUAUCGCCAUCGACGACGGCCCCACGUCCGGCGAACCUAACACGAACGAUCUGGAGGUUGACGCGCUCGUAGAGAACUUUAGGAACAUGUUCUCCAAGAUUAGGGACACAAAUGCGCAGAAUUUAUCGAGGACGGAGUCGAAGGAUGUUAUCGAGAGGCUAAUGUUUAGGCUCAGGUUUGGUGUGAGGAAAAGGGAGAAGAUGAACCUUGUCGUUGAUACCGCGUUUGGCACAGAGUGGACCGGGAAGGGGGGGAAGACGCAGACGAAGUUGAAGCUGAAGCCGAAGGAGAAGACGGGGGGGGAGGAUGUGGAGAAUGGGGAAGAGUAG
Tuber aestivum (summer truffle) is the source of this 2269-nucleotide messenger RNA. The record is from the annotation of a GenBank genome assembly. NCBI's taxonomy places the organism in Eukaryota, Fungi, Ascomycota, Pezizomycetes, Pezizales, Tuberaceae.